AUGAGGCGCCUUGCUCAGGCGCUCGUGGCCUUGUUUGUUGCAUGCGGUGCUCACGCUGAGUUCCAGGGCCCUGACCAUUGUCUCGGCGAGCUACAUGACUCUUCCCAGGCGCGGUCUGUCGCAGAGGUUGUCGUCUGGGUGAAUGAAGAUGGAGACCUGCUUAGCACCGAAACUACCCACGCCACUGUGACACCGGCGCUGGUUGGCAAUUCCGCUACGACCAUCCCCACUCACCUAUCGAAAUUGACCUCAGAAUCGGCGAUGUCUCUUGCUACUCCCAUGCCUUCACAAUCCGAUUUACUAGAGGACAACACAUCCCCGAACAAAAGUCCUUCCGCCGACAGAUUACAGAAAAAACCGCAACCCAAUGCUCAUCAUCCUCAUCCAGAUCAACCGCCACAUCCUGACCAUCAUGAGGACCAGCAACGCCGAUUUGGAAUUUCAUACUCGCCAUAUAACGCAGAUAGAAGCUGCAAGACCCAAGCCGAAGUCAACAAAGACCUCGACAAGCUAUCGGGGUAUGCUUUUGUUCGAAUCUACGGCACAGACUGCGAUCAGACGAAGACUGUUGCCAUCGCUGCCCGACAACACAAGAUGCAGGUUUUUGCAGGAGUCUACGACCUAACAGAUUUCCCUGCAAGCCUGAAGGCUUUCAAUGAAGCGGCGACCCUCCCCGACGGAACAAAGGACUGGUCCGUGUUUCACACCAUCGCCAUUGGCAACGAGCUCGUCAAUGGUGGUAUCAGUUCGCCCGCGGAAGUGACUGGCGCUGUGAAUCAAGCUCGAACUGCGUUGCGUGCACAGGGAUAUCGAGGACCCGUAGUCACCGUCGACACGUUUUCCGUCCUUCUCAAGCACCCAGAACUAUGUCAUGCAUCAGAUUACUGCGCUGCCAACUGCCACGCCUUUUUCGAUGCCAAUCAGCAGCCCCAUGAUGCAGGACCGUAUGCACUUGAACAAGCCCACGCGGUCUCUCAAGUGGCAGGUGGGAAACGCACUAUCAUUACGGAAUCUGGAUGGCCGCACGCUGGCCAAGCGAAUGGUGCUGCCGUUCCCUCGGAGGAGAACCAACGUGUUGCCAUUGAGAGUAUCCGGCGCAGUUUUGCGCAUCGGGGGGACGAUCUCGUGCUCUUUACUGCCUUUGAUGACCUCUGGAAGCAGGACAAUAGGUACACUUUCAGCGCUGAGCGAUUCUGGGGUAUCUACCAGCGAUAA
Penicillium macrosclerotiorum is the source of this 1215-nucleotide messenger RNA. RefSeq names its product putative cell wall glucanase (Scw4) (gene scw4). The record is from RefSeq and is a predicted model, not a curated record. Gene Ontology annotation, biological process: cell wall organization. The transcript is spliced from 3 exons. The coding region runs from base 1 to 1215 and encodes 404 amino acids. Gene Ontology annotation, molecular function: glucan endo-1,3-beta-D-glucosidase activity; 1,3-beta-glucanosyltransferase activity. Gene Ontology annotation, cellular component: extracellular region; fungal-type cell wall; cell surface. NCBI's taxonomy places the organism in Eukaryota, Fungi, Ascomycota, Eurotiomycetes, Eurotiales, Aspergillaceae.